This is a messenger RNA of Chironomus riparius, 6843 nucleotides long. The record is from the annotation of a GenBank genome assembly. NCBI's taxonomy places the organism in Eukaryota, Metazoa, Arthropoda, Insecta, Diptera, Chironomidae.
UAGAAAAAGUGAAUGUGGGAUUGAAAUAGAUACCGGAUUAUAUUUUCCCACAAGUGCAUUGCUUUAGGUGUAUUUUUAUAUAGCAAAAAUAUAUUCUAGUGCCAUUGUUAGAUAAUUCAGGAUUGAGCAUUUGUGCUGUAGAAUAGAAAGUGAAAUUUUUGAUAAAAAAAAUUUUCAGAGGAAAAUUCCAUAUUUAUGUAAAACUUUAGACUUGAAGUGAUAAAUGUAGAGAAAAAUAAGUAGGAAAAUGAUAAAGUUAAUUUCAUUAAUCAUAUUAAGUCUCUUGGUAAUAAAUGUUCAAGAUUCAUACGCAAGAAAAAGAAGUGCAAAGCACGAAGACUGUGAGAAGCCACCUGAAGUGGAUAAUGCUGCUGUAGUAAUACGAUAUGAUGACAAUGAAGAAUUUGUAAGUGCAAGUUAUUCCUGCUUCAAUGGUUACAAAUUGCAAGGAAAAGCUACAAUCACAUGUGACUUGGAUACAGAUGAGUGGCAAGAGAAUCCUCCCACGUGCAUAGUCAACGAAUCCGGUGAAGCCGAUGACAAAACAUCAGUGGACAGUAAAAAGAAUCAACGCCGAAAAGGCAAAAUGCAUGAGAUAAAAGAAGAUCCAAAAAUAACGAAAGAUUUCGCCUCCAAAUUGGAUUUAUCGUGCAUGAGUAAGGGUCUUGUGAAAGCCCCAACAAUAAAUAAUGGAAAUAUAGCAAAAUACAACAGACGCCGGAAGGGAGAAAAAAUAUUUCUUGUAGCAUUUUAUGAAUGCGAUGAAGAUUAUGAACUGGAAAAUGUAGAGCAAGAUCGACUAUUCUGCAGUCAAGAAUCGUGGGUGGGAGAUAUGCCUAGAUGUAUGGCGAUAAACGAUGAAGGCGACGACGAUGAUGAAGAGAAUGGAGAAGAAGGAGAAGAUUAUAGCGAUGAGAACGGAAAUGUAUCAGGUGGUGAAAGUGAGGAUGACGGCAGAAAAAAUGAGGAGCAUCGUCAUUCACAAGAUAAUGAAAUUUCAACAACGGCAAGUCAUCACGAUUAUAAUGAAAUUGAAAAAUCAAGAAGCAUUGAAGCAACAACGAUAAAGAUGGAGCCAAGAAGGAGUCAUUCCAUGCCAUGUGAUGCAGAUAAUGGAGGUUGCGACCAUGAGUGCCGAAUGGUUAUUGAUGAACAUGAUGUAGAUCCUAGAAUCCAAUGCUCAUGUUAUAUCGGUUACACACUUGAUGAGAACGAUGGAAGACGAUGUCAUGAUAUCAAUGAAUGUGAUUCGAAUCACGAAUGUGAACAAAUUUGCAAUAACUUGCCGGGCUCAUUCGAAUGCUUAUGUCAUCCAGGACUUCAAAUUGAUACGACAAACAAUAAGAAGUGUAUAGAUUUAAACGAGUGCUUGGAAAAUCCAUCAAUAUGUGGAGAAAAUGUAUGUGUAAAUUCAUACGGCACUUAUACAUGUCUUGAGCCUUCUUCAACUUCAACAACCAGCACCACAACUCCAGAAACACCAACAACAAUUUCAACCACUGAAGAAUCUAUUAAACAUAAUAAGAUAAUAGAAAAUGAAAAUGAAAAUGAAGAGAAAACCAAUAAAGUGGAUGAUGUAAAUGAGAAAAUUGAAAGACGAGAUGAAAUUCUAGUUGAAUCAGAUUCAGAAGACAAUGAAAAUUAUAGGCAAAAGGCAAUAGAAGAUAGACGAAAAACAACAUCAAGUGAAUCAGAUGCCGAUGACGAAAAUGAGGAUGAUAACGAAAAUGAUGACGAGGAGGAAAGUGUUAAGAUUAAAUCUGAAUCUGGAGAAAACGUAGACACAGAAAUCAAUAAAAUACCUGAAGCACCAUCAAGACUAGAGAAAGAAGAGGACGAAGAAGAGGAAAAUGAAAUCGAAAGUGAUAAGGUACGACAACAUGGAGAGGAUUUGGACGAGGAAAAUACAACUGAGACACGUGAGAUUAUUGAUAAUGAAAUUCCGGAGGCAGUUCACAUUCAUCAUUCAACACCUGAGCCAGUGGAAUCAAUAACUACACCAGAUUCAUCAUUACAUAUUCAACCGACAACAAUAACGCACCAUUAUGCGGUUAGUGAAACUGAAAAUGAAUCUGUUGAGAAUUCAACUAAUGAUAAUGAUGAGGAUGAUGUGGACCGAGAAGAGGAAUAUACCCGAAUGCAUCAUCAAUCUUCGACUGUCAAAUUAGAUCUACGAAAUGAAUGCGAUGAUGAAUUACGUUUAGACGACACUGGAAAUUGUAUUGAAAUUGAUCAUGAAAAGAAAGAUGAUGAUGAGACAACGUAUAGAACUGAAAAAAUUAAUAUUAGUCAAAAAACAGAAGUAGAGGUAACAACCUUGGCAAGCAAACAUAUUGAACCCGAAUGUCAACAUGUUGAUGAUGGAGUCGAAUGUGACUGCCCUCAGGGAUACGAAUUGUCCGAGGAUGAAAGUUUCUGUCAGGACAUCAAUGAAUGUGAAAUUUAUGAAAAUGAUGAUGAGGAGAAUGAAAACGAUGAGAAAGAUGAGAAUGGGAAUCAUCCGCGGGCUACAUUCUGUUCGCAUGCUUGCACAAAUCUUAUAGGAAGUUUUAUCUGCUCUUGUCCGGAAAAUUUUCAUAUUCAUGACGACAAACGAACUUGCAUUCGAGAUUAUUGUGUGGAUUUGGCAAACCCAGCAUUGAACAAAGUUAAAUGUUCUGAUGAAUGUGUCGACACUCAUGAAGGAUACUCAUGUCGUUGUCCCACUGAAUGGAUUUUACAGAAUGAUAUGAAAACAUGCAAACAACAAAUUAAAGAUGAACAACAGUACAUAAAAGGUAAUAAUAUUAACGAGGUGGAAGAAAAUGAAGGAGAAGAUGAUUAUGAUGAUAACAAUGAGCUGGACAAUGAGGUCACUUCAAUUGUUGAAUGCACAAUUCAUGAUCAUGAACAGUGUAGUCCAGGCAAUUGUGUCAUCCAUACAGAACAAGGAAUCAACAGCGAAAGCAAGCGAUGUCAAUGUCCGUCGGGAUUUAUGUCGAACAAUGAUAAAUGUAUCGACAUUGACGAGUGUAUUAGUAAGGAGCACCAAUGUAGUCACGAAUGUCAUAAUACUCAUGGAAGUUAUUAUUGUUCAUGCCCAAAUGGCUUGACACUUUCGGAUGAUAGAAAGACAUGUAUCGACUUUGAUGAGUGCUCCCAUGGCACUAAUGUGUGUGGUGAUCUCGCAUGUCAAAAUACGUACGGAAGUUUCAAGUGCUUAUGUGAGAAUGGCGUAGAUGAGCCUGAUGAGUAUGGUGAAUGUCAAAACCAGAACAAAAGUUUAUGUGACAACAAUAAUGGAGGAUGCUCUCACUCAUGCAGAAUUCAUCGAAGCAAUAUAAUUUGUGAGUGUCCAGACGAUAUGGACCUAAGUGAAGAUUUAAAAGCAUGUGUGAAGCUUGACCCCUGUCACAUUAAUAAUGGCGGAUGCUCACACUAUUGUGAUUCCUUAUUGGAGCCCAUGUGCUCUUGCCCAACAGGCUAUGUUCUCGAUGAUGACGAAGUGACGUGUAAGGAGAAAUUUGAAUGUAGUCAUGGAUAUAAAAUAUCAAACCAUGAUGGCACAUGCAUUGAUAUUGAUGAAUGUGAGAAGGAUCGAGAUAUCUGCUUGAAUGGUCAUUGUAAGAAUAAAGAAGGAUACUACACAUGUCACUGUCACCAAGGUUAUGAGUUAUCAGAAAACAAUAAAACUUGCAUUGACAUUGACGAGUGUCUCGGUCAUCCAUGCUCACACAAAUGUCUAAAUCUACCCGGGACAUAUCAGUGCUUGUGCAGCUAUGGUCAAAUCUUGAUGGCGGAUGGACACACUUGUGGAUUUUCUGAUUUAUGUGACCUAAAUAACGGAGGCUGUGCUCAUGCAUGUGACUUUGUGGACAAUAAAGUUUCAUGUUCAUGUAGAAAAGGAUACAAAGUUGAUGAUGUCGAUAAAAAAAAUUGCGUUGAUGUGGAUGAAUGUAUGGAUAAUAAUGGCAGCUGCCAACAGAGGUGUAUAAAUACAGAAGGAUCAUUUUACUGCUCAUGCACGGAUGGAUAUGAGCUCAGCAAAAAUGGAUUCUCAUGCAUCGAUGUGGAUGAAUGUGUAGAUAAUAAUGGAAACUGCUCCAAUAUUUGUAUUAAUCUUAUUGGAUCAAAAAUGUGCGCUUGUGAGGCAGGUUAUACGUUAGAUAUGGAUAAUCACACUUGCUUAGACAUUGAUGAGUGUCAAAAUAUGCACGAUUGCUCUCACAUUUGUAUCAAUACAGAUGGAACGUAUGAAUGUGAUUGUCCUAAUGGAUAUCGACUAGCUAAUGAUAAAUUCAACUGUCAUGACAUUAAUGAAUGCGAAGAUGAUAUGCCUUGCAUCAAUGGACAUUGUAAAAAUACAAACGGCUCCUUUGUAUGUGAAUGCCAUAAAGGGUAUGAACUUGCUGACGAUGACAUAACGUGUAUUGAUAUCGAUGAAUGUAAUAAUAAAGACCAUGAGUGCAGUCAUCACUGCAUAAACUUUGCUGGCGGCUACAACUGUUCAUGUCCAACGGGUAUGGAAUUGAGUACAGAAAAUUCUUCUCUGUGUCGUGACAUCGAUGAAUGCGAAUUUGAUUCCCCAUGCGAGCAUAUUUGUGAAAACACUGAUGGAAGUUUCGUCUGCAAGUGCAAUAAUGGAUAUGAACUAUCAAACGAGGAUACGAGCUGUAUAGAUAUCGAUGAAUGUAAAUUGGGAAUUCAUGAAUGUGAAGGAGCUUGCACGAAUACGGAAGGAAGUUACACAUGUUCGUGCCUAAAAGACUUAAUUCUUGCUGCUGAUGGAAAGAGCUGUGAGAGUCUCAAUCCAUGUGCAACAAAUAAUGGUGGUUGUAGCCAAUUAUGUGAAUUCCAUAAUAAUCACACAGUUUGCUCAUGUCGAAAGGGCUUUACGAUCGAUGAACACGAUAGAACAAAAUGCAAUGAUAUAAAUGAAUGUAACAACGAGCACAGCUGUCAACAGCAGUGUGUGAACAUUGUCGGUUCCUAUCGUUGUGAAUGCUUUUUCGGAUUUAAAGCGAACGAAAAUGAGCAGUGCAUAGACAUUGAUGAAUGUAAAAUAGGAAGCUUCCGUUGUCCAACAACAGCAAAUUGUAUUAACACAGCCGGCGCAUAUAAAUGCGUUUGUCCCAAUGGUUCUAAAUUAUCACGCGAUAAAACCGAAUGUAUUGAAAUCAAAAAUGAAUGUAAGCCAUUAAUAGUAAAGAAUGGCAAUGCACGAUGUUCACGCUCGAGGCACAAAACACAGCUAUUCUAUCGUACAAAAUGCGCAAUUUCAUGUGACAAAGGAUACAAAUUACACGGACCAUCGAUUAAGCAUUGUAAUGGAACAGGACAUUGGGACGAUUAUGGGAAUCCAAUUUGUAUGCCUCUUGCAUGUCCUCGUCUAUUGAAGCCAGAAUAUGGAACAAUUUUACCAACAAAUUGCAUGUAUGGUGAUACAUUUGCUGGAGAACGAUGCUUCCUUCAUUGUCCGAGUGGAUAUAAGGCAUUAGGUAAACGAGUGGCUAUAUGUAAUAGUAAUCUUGAAUGGCAACCAAAUGCUGAGCUUCAAUGCAUUCCGGUUAGACCAUCAAACGUUCCACUAACAUCACAACAUCAACAGAAACAACACACAGUACAACAAUAUUCAGUACGACCGACAAUAAAAUGUCCAGAAGAUAUGACAAUUGUUAAACCAAAAAACCACGAAACAAUAUUAGUUCGAAUAGAAAAACCAAAGACAAAUGUGGAUUGGGAUUCGUACGUUGAUUCACAGCCAUUGUGGGGUAAGAAAUUAGAAACAACAUUGUCAACUGGUGCAACUGAAGUCACAUUUAGAGCAAGAAGUCCACAUAAUAAUUUGUUCGACAUGUGUCGAGUUAUUGUCAAUGUCAUUGAUCCCGUUGCACCUACUGUUACAUACUGUCCGGAACCAUUUAUCGUUCAUCUCAAUUCAUAUGAAACAUCAAGACCUAUUCACUGGAAGGAGCCAUCAUUUGAAAGUAAACGUCCCCUAAAGCAUGUUUUUAAAUCAAAAGUGCCUGGACAUACUUUUGGUGUUGGAACUCAUGUAAUCACGUAUAUAGCCACAGCAGAGGAAGGAUUAACCGCAAAAUGUACUUUUAGAAUAACUGUGAAAGGGUCACAUGAUCCACAGCAUCCAACUCAGAGGAUUUCAUUAGAAACAAACUCAAUAGCGGAAAGCUAUGAUAAUCAAAAGCAUCAGCAUAAUAAACCCCACCAUCGCAUGGAAAACCAUAAAUCGUAUUUGAUAUGUCCUGGUAAAUCACCGAUUGAAAUAGGAGUAAAUCAACCAUGGCACUUACCUCGAGGCUGUAUAAUCAAAAAUGUCAAGGUACAUCGGAGAAUUCAUAAUAAUAAUCAACAACAGCAGCAGCACAGAGAGCAUCAUCAAAAUCAACAACAUUCUCCCCAUGAACUUAGAAAGCAUCAACAAAAUCCUAAGGCAGUAACACACACGCAACAUGAGCAACAUCCAACGAGUAGACAAUUGAAUGAAGAAUUUAUACUAGCAAAGAAUCAACUGAGACAGAAUAGAUUGAGAUAUUAUUCAUCAUGGGAUACACAGAGACAACGUCAACAGCAGAAGCUUGCAGCAGCUCAACAACAGCAACAGACAGUGCAAAAUCACCCACUUAGACAUUAUCAUCAACAACAAUUAUAUCAUACUUAUGUACCAGCUGCUCAUUGGGACUAGAAAUAGCUUGAAAAUAAAAUUGCACUGCAAUAAUGCGCUUAAAUUACUGAAACUAAUGCGAUUUAAAAUGAGAUAAAAAAAAAUUCUCGUAACAUUAACACAAAAAUUUCCUUUUUGUAAUGCUUCAUACAAUGUAAUACCUCAAAUUAUAUAAAUAAAAA